CAAAACCUAUGGUGAAAUAAGUAAAAGAGCUUUUCUCUCUCUCUCUGGUUCUGUAACCUGUUUCUCCGGACAAAAUCAACACUGUCCUUGCCACCCUGUUCCUCCAAUCGAGAAACAGGGAAACAGAGACAAGACCCGUUACUGUUCUCACUUCUCAGCAUUGGAACGUUAGGUAAAAAGCUGAAGUGACAACCCUCUCCAGAAGCUUCACUUCACUCUCUGCUCAUUCAAUUCUUCAACCACUGAAGUCUGAAGUCUGAAGUCUGAAGUCUGAAGUGAACUGACUUAGGUUUCCAGACUGGGAACACAGCAGCAAUGGCAACUGGUUUCACACUCAUCUUCGCGACUUCACUCUUCCUCAUGCUUCUUCUGGAUUGUUGUUCUGGGAGUUUUAUUGGUGUCUGCUAUGGAAGAAGUGCUGAUGACCUCCCUACACCGGACAAGGUGGCACAGUUAGUUCAACUUCAUAAAAUCAAAUAUGUCAGGAUUUAUGAUUCUAAUACACAGGUCCUGAAGGCAUUUGCAAACACUGGAAUUGAACUUAUGAUUGGGGUUCCAAAUUCAGAUUUAGUGUCAUUCUCCCAGUUCCAAUCUAAUGCGGAUAGUUGGCUGAAAAACAGCGUCCUUCCAUACUAUCCGGCCACAAAGAUCACAUACAUUACGGUUGGUGCUGAAGUUACAGAAAGUACCAAUAAUGCCUCUGCAUUUGUAGUACCUGCCAUGAACAAUGUACAUACAGCACUUAGGAAACUUGGGCUGCACAAAAAGAUCAAAGUUUCAAGCACUCUUUCCCUUGGGGUUAUGUCCCGAUCAUUCCCUCCUUCUGCUGGUGCUUUCAAUAGUAGUCAUGCACAUUUCCUGAAGCCAAUGCUAGAAUUUCUUGCAGAAAAUCAGUCACCUUUUAUGAUUGAUAUCUAUCCUUAUUAUGCAUACCGAGAUUCCCCAAAUAAAGUGCCUCUAGAUUAUGCCCUGUUUGACGCAUCCUCUGAAGUUAUUGAUCCAAACACUGGUCUGCUGUACUCGAACAUGUUUGAUGCCCAGAUUGAUGCUAUUUACUUUGCACUGAUGGCUCUAAAUUUCAGAACAAUUAAGAUCAUGGUCACUGAAACGGGUUGGCCUUCCAAAGGGUCGCCUAAGGAGAAGGCUGCUACUCCUGACAAUGCACAAACUUAUAACACUAAUCUGAUAAGGCAUGUUAUCAACAACACCGGUACUCCUGCAAAGCCUGGGGAGGAGCUUGAUGUUUACAUUUUCUCAUUGUUCAAUGAAAAUAGAAAGCCUGGUAUGGAAUCUGAGAGGAAUUGGGGAUUAUUUUACCCGGAUCAGACAAGUGUGUACAAUCUAGAUUUCACUGGACGAGGUGCUGUUGAUCUGACUACAAAAGCAAAUGUAACAAGGUCAAAUAAAACAACAUGGUGCAUUGCUUCAAGUAAAGCGUCACAAAUUGAUUUGCAAAAUGCCAUAGAUUGGGCCUGUGGUCCUGGCAAUGUGGACUGUACUGCUAUCCAGCCUAGCCAGCCUUGUUUUGAGCCAGACAACCUAGCUUCACAUGCAUCUUAUGCUUUUAAUAGUUACUACCAGCAGAAUGGGGCAUCUGAUGUUGCCUGUAGUUUCGGUGGUACAGGUGUAAAAGUCGACAAGGAUCCAAGCUAUGACAAGUGCAUCUACAUGAGAGCUGGCAAUAAUAAAACUGUGGGAAGCAAUACAACAGCAAUGACUUCAACUUCAUCCUCCUCACAAACAGAAAAUUCUUCGUCAAUUUCCAUUUUUCUUCUUGUAACUUGUCUCUUCAAUCUAUUGAAUAUUCAUCGAUCCUGACAAGCCUGAUUGUUGAAAAUGCAACAUGAUUUUUUCCAUGUUUAGAUGUAUGGUGCAUUUGACAUGCAGGGGAAAUUUUCUGAUUAUGUCAUGCAUCAUGAAAGUGUAAACUCCUUUGCUGUUAUAGAGUAAAAAUUACUAACUGCAUUGGAGGCAA
Molecule: messenger RNA, 1975 nt
Organism: Lotus japonicus
Lineage: Eukaryota; Viridiplantae; Streptophyta; Magnoliopsida; Fabales; Fabaceae
Product: glucan endo-1,3-beta-glucosidase 13-like
Exons: 4
Coding region: 316-1818 (500 amino acids)
Biological process (GO): carbohydrate metabolic process
Cellular component (GO): plasma membrane
Molecular function (GO): hydrolase activity, hydrolyzing O-glycosyl compounds
Source: RefSeq, a predicted model, not a curated record